AUGUUUCUCUUGUCAUCGUUUCCACCAAAGAUUGGUCCCCUUGGAUGCACUAAAUGGCGUUUACCUAUUCACUAUUCCUCCGUAGUGCGCAUCCUCAGACCCUGUGAUGCGUACCUGGAUAGGGGUGGGAGCAGAGGUGGUUCCCUACAUUCAGGUAUGACGGUGGGAACCAUCUUGUCGCUUCUCAGGAGUCACUGGCCGGGCUCCAUACCUGAAGCUUACGAACCAGACGGAGCUGAGGUGGGUGCCGAGUUCCAGUUGUUCCCGUAUGUAUGUACAGUCACGAUGCUGUGCGACGCUCUCUAUACGCAUCUCGUGCUGCGUCACCGGUUCCUGGAUUCGCUCUGCGGAUCCCCCGUCACAGGAUCUGAGGAGAAUACCUUCUUCUGUGGAAACUCGAGAGUCCAGACCUUUCCCGUGAAAAAAAAAGGACGCACUAUCGCAGCGACGAGGACAACCAACGCGUGCCACGGUAGCAUCGAACAUCCCCACCGGGACGCCUUGAAACGACGGAGGCAGACUUACCUAAGCCAGACCCGGCGGUCGAUGAAGAGUCUGGAUGCUUCAGCCUUCACUGAGCUGGAGCACAAACUGGGGAAAGGUAGUGGCCUCAGGUUUCCAAGGCCAUUGGCAAGCAUACGCACGGACGGCCCUUUCUCCCCAAACAAUCUCCCCUCAGGAACUUUAGAAACCCACGGACCUCACGGCCUCGCUGCCGAGCGAGAGAGCUGCGAGAAGCCAAAGCCUAUCCACAAGGCCGGGGAGAGCCGGCCAGCACCGGGCUCCACAAUGCCAGAGGAAGCCCCCAACCUCCCUCUCUCUUUUCCUUCCCGGACGCCGCCAGCCCGCUCCGGACUCCGUGGACCCCAAGGCGUCAAGGCCCCAUCUUCUUGCACAAAAUUGCGCAAGGACAACCCCAGCUCACAGAUUCACAGCUUCUUUAGUGCUCCCGUCAUGGAGGAUUCAUCCUGGGGCCAUCCACUAAACAAGAAACUUGUUCGUCAAUGGCCUUUCUUGCACUUGCUCUCUGGCAAUAGCUCAAGCUUAGCCGAGUCUAGCUCUCCCCAGGAUUUUUGGGGGGAGGCCCCUCUCAGCUCAGCCAGGCCUCAAAAAGAAACCCGGUUUUACCACACGAUGGAGUAUUCCAGUGUUGAAGAAAAACAAGGCCAUGCUGCCCGAAUGACCGGUGCAGAUUUUCACCUUAGCACGGCACCACGGGAAGCCGGCGCCGACGGUUGGACGACGGUUAGAUCGGGCGUCGUCCAUUUGCUUGUCCCGCAUCCCUGGACUCGAAGACCCGGUCUUGUGGUUUUUUCAGACACGUCAAAGAAUGAAGAUACCUUAGCUCUCCCCGUCAGCGGCGGCGCUGCUGCCCAAGCCUUUGGCAGGAAAAAACCUGAGACCCUUGACAGCCACAAGGCGCAGUCCGACGAUCUACAACUACACUAUCAAGGGUUGGCAGGGCCUUAUUCGGGCCUCGUUCAGCAACCACCCCCCCUCGUUGUCGUCAAACUGACUCGAAGGCCGCAAUUAAGCAAUAUGGAAAGGUCGGCCUCGAUCGAUGGGGAUGGAUCAUGGGGUGGCACCCAGCACGCAAGCGCGCGCAAGACAGGCGCCGCAUUGCGAAAUGUCCAGGCCCGUCUGUAUAUUGCCUCCAUAGACUACGGGCCCAAGACUAUCACGGGAUGCAUCUAUGCGGUCCUUUCGAAUACCCCAAGAAAUCCUUCAGCGGCCGUUGACUUCUUUGUCUCUGUUGUGUUGGGGAGCUUGGGAGACGAUCCGGCGCACCCCGCGGCAUUGGCUUGGAGAUUGAAGAAUCGCCCGCGCAUCGUUUCCGUCCUCGGCGAACGGCGCCGGGCCAGCGCAGAGCGCCAGCGGGACAAGCUGGAAGUCUGUUUUGCGGAGCUCCCGGGGGUGUGCAAAUUUUCUUGGGCUUUACGGAUACAUCCAGCUCUCCGUAACCGCCUUGCGGCGCUGUCCGUCUGGGGGAGGAGAGAAGGGGACGGCGGGCGGGGAAAACAGUGGGAAUCCCAAACUGCUGCCAAAACCGGCGCGGGAUGGGACUGUGGGACGGAGGGGUGGGAAGACAUCUGCAAUGCAACACCACGGCAAUUCCUAUCUACUAUCGACAUAUUAAUUGCAAAGUGUUAUUUGCUCGAUUCUUCGCGCUCUUUUUUCUUCAACGGCCCCCAAUGCUACCUACCGCAGCUUCAUAGCAUUGAGCAGAAGAUUUCGGUUGCUUCAACCCAAAGGAGGAGCUUCAACGCCAUCGGUUUUGAUGCCCGCGGCGCGGCAUGGACCCUUGGAUUUGGACGAGGAUGGAACAAGCUCAUCGAAAGGGGUCAAAACUCUGUCUCGAUGGGGGCGUUGCGUUCAUGGUCUGGUUUGACGAUGCUUGCACGACAGAGCUAUUUUCAGUACAAGCUUUUUCUCCUCAAUAGCAAAAGCCUAGUCUUGACCGCCCUGACUAACGGACUACGUACUCCGUUGUCCGUUGUCCUUCGCAACGGAGCUUGUUGGCCGGAAGGUUCGGGGGAGCACCGCACUGGAGGGUUCCACUCUGUCUCUAUGGAGGAGGGGCACGGUGCUCCCGGCCGGCGCUGUUUCGGGAGCUGCGGCGGUGCGAAGCCGAGAAGGAUGCGAGGUACGGAAGAGUCUGUGCCAAGCGAAUACGAUGCAUCCGAUGGUGCCCUAUACUUUGUUGGAUUGGCUACCGGAGGCUUCCGGCCGGCUGAGAAUGGCCAGACCGAUUGCCGGGCCUUGGUGUGCUUGUUCGGGCCCGUGGCUUCUUUCCUGGAUAGUCAGUUUACGUCUGGCUGCAAGAUACUGUCGACAUCUUAUUACUUUGGGUCGAGCUUUUGUGAGCACCGUGUUAUCUUUCGUGAUAGGUUGCUCGGGGGCCGGUUUCAUCGCCUCGACUUCCUUACCGUGCUUGUAGGUAUGGGCUUCGAGGGGCUUUCCAAACUUCAGCUGCCGCAGGUUGUCUGUUGGCUUUACAGGCCUGGAUUGUUCAGUCUCAGCCAAGCUCUCACGUCGCCGAACGGAAGACAUCUAGAUCAUUACUUCCUUCUUUGUACCAAAUACCUUCAGCAUCUACGAAGCUUCCAAGGGUACUUCAUCGCUGUGAGGAAAACGAUGGCCAUUCCCUUUUGCUCUCUGCCAUGCUUCACCGUCAAUCUCCAAAACUUCAAAGACAGCCACUUGACUGUCUCGAACAACAACAAUGGUGCUCUUUUCUUUCGACUGCGGACCUCGGCGUCUCUCAAUCAGCCCCCAAGCGCAUUCUCACCCAACUUCUUCUCAGCUUGGUGCAUCUCAAGCCAUUUCGAUGCGGUAGAAGCUUCUUUUGUAAAUUUUGAGCCGAAGUUUACCAGCCUUCUGGCCUUCCAAGAGUGGGGGACCACCAAGGGGCACAUUGCGGUGAAGUCCCCCGUGCCUCGGCCUCUGCUUCUGUGGCUACUCGCUAAUAUCGCCUCCUCUUCGGCCACCUACUGCCGCGGCAUUCAAACUUCAGUCCUGGUCAUGUUUCUCGAUAUCGAUGUCGCAACUGGAUCCACGGGGAUUUUGAAACUCAAGUGUUUACAGCGGCAAGAAAUGCUAUCACGCCAGUAUACUGAGGAGUACAUAUGUGAAUCUGUUGAAGCCCGAAUCCCCUCAUCGCUGGCCAAAUUCAAGCAGAACGCCGUGAAGAUGUUCCAAAACUGUACAGAAGCAUAUCGCAAUAUCUCAAUUUUGGGAGGCUUUUUCUGUGAAAAUGCCAGGAACAACUUCGAAAUGUGCGACGGGGAUGCGUACACAAUCAAACCGGGCAAGGUAGCCCCCGAAAAGACAAAGGCCAUGGAUGAAAGGGAAUGUGCCAGUGACAGUGCCACUUCUUGGAGCAUCAGCAGAUCUCGAAGUCGUGGCGAUGGACGCUGUCAUAGCUCUGGCUACGCACCCCCGGGAACUCCCAACAUGCCGUAUGCUAUGCCGUCUCUCAUCUCCUCAAACAUCCAAGUUUUGUACAGUCCAGUUGAUUAG
Colletotrichum lupini is the source of this 4020-nucleotide messenger RNA. RefSeq lists its product as uncharacterized. The transcript has 33 exons. NCBI's taxonomy places the organism in Eukaryota, Fungi, Ascomycota, Sordariomycetes, Glomerellales, Glomerellaceae. The coding region runs from base 1 to 4020 and encodes 1339 amino acids. The record is from RefSeq and is a predicted model, not a curated record.